Topomyia yanbarensis is the source of this 2636-nucleotide messenger RNA. RefSeq names its product peroxisomal multifunctional enzyme type 2-like. Gene Ontology annotation, molecular function: oxidoreductase activity. Lineage: Eukaryota; Metazoa; Arthropoda; Insecta; Diptera; Culicidae. The record is from RefSeq and is a predicted model, not a curated record. The coding region runs from base 258 to 2417 and encodes 719 amino acids. The transcript has 6 exons. Gene Ontology annotation, cellular component: cytosol.
AUUCAAAAACAUCAGGUGCAUAAUAUUAUUACUUUCUUAUGUCUAUAGUUUGUCUCGUACAUUAGUUUGAAACUGCCAACAAUUUAUUUUACCGCAUUCAAUAAAAUCGCAGUUAUAAUUACAAUUUGCGCUGAAAUUUGUCUGAUUUGUGGUAUCAUUUCACUAUACUUCAAGAUAAGAUUAUUGUUGAACAAAUAAGCUUCCCGGCGCAGAAUUUGCUCAUUCCAGAGGUCAAUUAGCUUGGGUGUGGAGAGAAAAUGGUAUCAGCUAACGAGAAUCAACUGCGCUACGAUGGCCGAGUGGUGGUCGUUACCGGUGCCGGUGCUGGUCUAGGUCGCGAAUAUGCCUUGCUGUUCGGUUCCCGCGGUGCAAAGGUUGUGGUGAAUGAUUUGGGUGGCAAUUUUCACGGUCAGGGCAAAUCGAAUGCAGCCGAUAAUGUGGUACAGGAAAUCCGAGCGGCUGGCGGAACCGCGGUUCCAGAUUACAACUCCGUAGUGGAUGGGGAUAAAAUUAUUCAGACAGCAAUGGAAGCAUUUGGCCGUGUUGAUGUUUUGAUUAACAAUGCUGGAAUUUUGCGAGACAAGAGUCUUGCUCGCAUUUCUGAUGAGGACUGGAAUCUUAUUCAUGAUGUGCACUUGAAAGGUAGUUUCCUAACGACGCGAGCUGCCUGGGCAAUCAUGAAAAAACAGAACUAUGGUCGAAUAAUUAUGACAUCCAGCAACUCCGGUGUCUAUGGAAAUUUCGGCCAAGCCAAUUAUAGUGCCGCCAAACUAGGAUUGGUCGGGUUAGCCAACACAGUCGCAAUCGAGGGAGCUAAAAAUAACAUUCAAUGCAAUGUAAUCGUUCCAACGGCUGCGUCAAGGAUGACCGAGGGAAUACUUCCAGAGAUUUUGUUCAAUGAGCUUAAACCCAAAUUGAUUGCUCCGGUCGUUGCUUAUCUGUGUCAUGAAUCCUGUCAGGAUACGGGGGCAAUAAUUGAAAGUGCAGCUGGUUGGGCCACAAAGGUCCAUUUUGUUAGGGGAAAAGGAUCAAUUCUCCGUACAUCAAUCGACGAUGAUGUUACACCAGAGUAUGUUAAGAGUGUUUGGGAUAAAGUCACUGACAUGUCGGAUGCGAAACAUCUUAAUGCCAUCAGUGAAGCCAGCCUAUCUUUAGUAGACGUACUGGAAAAGUUACGCGAGGGAAAGCAUGCCGAAAAUUCCGUUACAGAAACAUUUAAGUUUAACUUUAAAGAUGUUAUAUUGUACGCUCUGGGAGUGGGAGCGACCGUUACUGAUGAAAGUGAUUUACGCUUCUUGUACGAAAAUCACUCAGAAUUUUCAGUUAUUCCGACGUUUUUCAUUCUCCCUGGUCUACUUUCGGUCAUGGGAUCUAACAUAACCGCAUCAGCAAUCCCUCAUGCCAGCUUUGAUCUGACUAAUAUCCUGCACGGUGAACAGUACAUCGAAUUGUUUGACUCAGUACCGACAGAUGGUAAUUUAAUUACCACCACCAGUGUUAUUGAUGUUCUCGAUAAGAAAUCCGGUGCUUUAGUAAUCACUCAAUCCGAUUCCUACGACGAAAACGGGACAUUGAUUGCACGUGGUCAAAGCAGUACGUUUGUUGUGGGUGUUGGAAACUUCAACGGUAAAACAAAAGCCAGCCCGGAAGUCAAACCAUUGGUUCCGAAUCCCAAACGUUCGCCAGAUGCAUCAGUGCAGGUGAAAACCACACGUGAUCAGGCUGCUUUGUACCGGUUGUCAGGGGAUCUGAACCCAUUACAUAUUGAUCCAGGAUUCUCCGCAAUUGCCGGCUAUAAGACACCGAUUUUGCAUGGAUUGUGCACGAUGGGAAUUUCGGUGAAAGCAGUCUUGAAGCAGUUUGGGGCUGACGAUUCUAGUUUGUUCAAGGCUGCUAAGGUGCGUUUUUCCAAGCCUGUUUUACCGGGACAAACAUUGCGCGUUGAUAUGUGGAAGGAGUCGAAUAAUCGCGUCUGUUUCCGUACGGUGGUUGUUGAAACGAACACGGAGGUGCUAUCUGGCGCUUACGUUGAUUUCAAGAAAAUUGUCGUGAAACCAAAUAUGACCGCCGGAAAAGAUCUGCUGAGUGAUGCGAUUUUCGCUGGAAUCAAGGAACGCAUAGCCGAGAACGAGGCCAAGGCGAAGACUAUCAACGCUGUUUUUCUGUACAAAAUUACCGAUGCUGGCAAGGUGGUCAAAGAAUGGGUACUCGAUUUGAAAACAGCCAAGGUUUAUGAAGGCCCGGUGCAGGGUAAAGCCGAUACCACAAUGACAAUUUCGGAUGCAGAUUUUGUUGACCUUGCGCUUGGCAAACUUCAACCACAGGCUGCCUUCAUGAAAGGUAAGCUGAAGAUCACCGGAAACAUUAUGCUCGCCCAAAAACUGGCACCACUGUUAAAAACAGAGGCUAAGCUGUGAGAUAGUAAUUUAGGUGUUGAACUUCACAUGCAUGUUGAAGUUAAUCACUCACGGAUAUCUUUAACAUUCUGUACAUUCAAUAGUGGUGACACAAGUGUUAAUUUCUAUAAUCUUAGAGGUUAAGUUUCUUUAUACUAUUUUAUAUAUGGAAAACAGCGGCAAAUGUGUAGUUCUUUAUAAGCAGGUUGGAAAUUGGGCAAUAUAAAAAACUAAGAAUUA